AUGGUUGGUAGGGCUUCUGUUGCGAGGGAACUUGGGUCCCCCGCUGCUCUCUCUCUCGACUUGACUCCCAGAGAAACACGUCGAAGUUCGUCUCGUGCAUCACGUAAAACAACACGUGAACCAGAAGCUCUUCCUUCGAACUUAUCCCACUCUUCUAUCUCAUUGCCCCCUACACCUGUCACCACGUCAUUCGAAGAACAGCUCCCAUCUGCCAAACGUCGCAAGACGCAGCGUUCUGCCACUGUAGACGAGAAGACAAGUUCGAAUCAAGAAUCUGCCCAAACCCCGAAUCAACAAGGUUCUGGUGGUCCCUCGCAGAUAUCCAACAGCGUCUCUAAGAAAAGAGGACGCGGCAGGAAAUCGGCCUUAGCCAACGGUGAGACCGUGCAACCUGCAACUCCUACUUCCAAUCCCAAGCAACAGUCACAGUCGACGUUGCAUAACUUUCUGUCAAGAACACUCAAAGAUCGACGCAAGUCUCUUGCUACUCAAAACCCGUCACCAAACCCCACCAUGUCUACUUCUCACGUCUCCUCUCCCGCCAUGAACUCUUCUGCUUCCAACAGCCGCAAGACGCGUAAGUCUAUGCCAGCAAAGCUGAACAGCUUCGAGAACAGCGAGAAGACUUCUUCCGUGGACUCUACCUCUUCUCUCACUUCUACACCCAACGCUCAGAGCGGCAAAGCCGAUAAAGCUCCCGCUAAUUCUGCUGCGUCUGCCAUUACUGCUGAAGCUGCUGAAGCCCAGGAGGCUAGCACCAAGCUUGCAACACCUGCUACGCAGCCUCACUCUACUCCUCGUACUAUGACUGCCAGAUCUCGUCGUGCCGAACGCAAGUCCAGAGCGAUGGCUGCGACUCAGAAUUCCAAAUCAGCGCAGUCUACUCCCGUCUCUGCAGUGAAUUCAAGCAGUUACAAGCCUGCCCAUUCACAGGUUGCUACUCGAACCAGUUCGCGACCCCAGCGAUCUACUCGAAAGUCUGCAAUCAACGCCGCAAGCCAGGCCGUGGAUGACGCUUCUCUUGAAACGCCUUCUGUCUCAAAGACACCCUUUGGCCGCGAGGUUGCUGACAGCAUUGAAAGUACCCCUGCUCUUGACAGCAAGGCUGAAUUCGACACCAUGUCUGGAUACGACUUGGAUACCCCCGGAAUCGAACGCAGUACUCCCUACGGCGAAAGUUUUCCUUUUGAAUACCAUGCUGAUAUGUAUGGAAACAAAUUUGGUCUUGAUGGCUCCAAUGAGGGCCCAGGAUCCCCAACUGCCAGCUACUCAACCACUACGUCAGCUGCGCGCACAUCUGGAAGGACCCGAAAGCCUACCAUCAAGGCUAUGGAAUCUUUGGAAUCUGAAAGGCGCUUCCGCAGAAACCGUGCACCAUCAUCUAAGCCAGAGUCUGCUCUCAAGGAAGUAAAGGGCAAGGCAGCAGUCAAGAAGACGCGUGCCAACAAACAGGCCAAUGCGAAAACAGCUGGUAUUGCACAGGCGUCGAAGGCAGGCAUCGAUGGAAAAUGGGCAGUUUUAGCAAAUCGCCUUCUUGACCUGGCCGCGGCAGCUGUUGCUCCAGAAUUUGAGCCGUCAUCGGAAGCCGAGGGCUGGGUCGAGGAGCUACGCAAGGAGUACAUGGAGAAGCAGGAGAAGAAGACCGAGACUCCAGCGGUGCAGUCCGAGGCGGAGCCCGUGACCGAGGCCGCAUCCGAAGCGCAGCCCCAGGCAGAGAUCGGCGUUGAGGGAUCAAGUAAGCCAAUCUCUACGUCCGAGACGCACCGGUGGACUGACGAGGAUGGGUUCGUUUUUACAGGCCAAACAAAUAAAUUUGGCGAAGAGCUUGUCGUUGUCGGCGAAGGCUAUUCUUGGUUCCGCCCUAACAACACCUACGGAGACAAAUUGCUCCCCCAGCCUCCAAUUCGUCUGAAGUCUCAUGAACAGUUCGAGAAGGACCGCAUCUUCGGUUAUCCCCCACGCAUGGGAGAGCGCAACUUGCCUCAGGAUAACAAGAUGCCUUUCUUCUUCGAGAAUGUAGACGAGGUCAAGGCGACCAUCAAGGCUCGGGAGGAGGCCCGCAAGAGAGGAAUUGCCGUCGAUCGAAUGAUGCCGGCUGCCUACAUCCAAACCUUGAUCGCCCAGCACGAUGAAACCGCCCCGAAAGAUGGUCCAGGCGAAGUGAAAGAGGCCAAAGAGACCAAGGAGCCGACUCGCAAACGGCGCCGCGGCGGCGAAGCCUCAGAAACCACUCAAGUGCCCAAGCGACGCCGGAGGGAGCCAGAGCCGGAACCAACUCCACCCGCUGAGCCGCCCAAGACGCUGCGCAUCAAGCUGACCUUGAAGGGAGGAGCGGGCGCAGCGACCAGAAAGCGAUCCUAUUCUGAGAUGGAAGAUCAGCCCGCCGACAUGAAGCCUGCUGAAACGAAGCCCGCCGAGGGGAAGAGUCAGCAGGAACGGUCCAGCCCUUCGAAAAUCCUGAAGCUCGGUCUGCGUCGCAAUCACACUCAAGAGAUGAUCAGACGCACGACUCCAGAAGAUCUUGCGAUGAGUCCCCCCGAACCACCCAAAGACAUGUAUGAGGCUUUUAAUGUAGCUCCCCCUCCUGGACCGCCACCCCGAAACUACAACACAGCUCCUGGAGGACGUCCCCGUCGCCGUGCUGCGGCUGCCCUGAUUGCAGAAUUUCAGAAUCACGCCGAGGAGAGGGCUCGUCGCGCCAACGCACGCAAACGGAACGUUCCAUCGGACAAACCUGACGAUCCUAAUACUAAACCCAACGGCCAGCCGAAUGGCCAACCCAACUGA
Molecule: messenger RNA, 2787 nt
Organism: Aspergillus luchuensis
Lineage: Eukaryota; Fungi; Ascomycota; Eurotiomycetes; Eurotiales; Aspergillaceae
Product: putative GPI-anchored cell surface glycoprotein
Exons: 3
Coding region: 1-2787 (928 amino acids)
Source: RefSeq, a predicted model, not a curated record